Lampris incognitus (smalleye Pacific opah) is the source of this 800-nucleotide messenger RNA. It is a transcript of the gene tmem216, whose product is annotated as transmembrane protein 216. Gene Ontology annotation, biological process: non-motile cilium assembly. Gene Ontology annotation, cellular component: ciliary transition zone. The transcript has 5 exons. Lineage: Eukaryota; Metazoa; Chordata; Actinopteri; Lampriformes; Lampridae. The coding region runs from base 97 to 552 and encodes 151 amino acids. The record is from RefSeq and is a predicted model, not a curated record.
UGUGCAAAACCUGUCGAGUUUUAACAGAAUAAGAUAAGAAUUAUUGUCGACUAACCUAAUAAUGAAGGCCACCUGCUGUGAGGUGCCACACAUCUUAUGCUUCCGCUAACAGCAGUUUGUUGUUUCGUUGCAGGGAGGAAGCCGAUCUUGUCGUCAACUCCUCUACAGAUUCUGUUUCACCUCAACUGUUGGUAUUUCGCCGCUUUUUUCCUGGCCGAGGUUCUCAUGUUCGUUUACAAAGGGAUCUUGCUCCCCUACCCCUCAGAUAAUUUGAUCCUGGAUGUUGUGCUGCUUGUCCUUUACCUUGGCUUGGAGAGCCUCCGGAUCUUCUACGGCUCGAAGGGAAAUCUGUGUGAACGAUGUCUGGCCACUAGCGUCUCUGUGCUCAUCCUGCUGCCCUGUGUAGCGCUGGCUGUCUACUACCUUUACCUGCAGACCUUUGUCUUGCGGAUGGAGUUCAUCCUCAGCUCCAUUCUGCUCUGUUUCUACGGCCUGGAGUUUCUGCUGGGCCUCGUGUCUAUAUUUGCCUUCUCCAGGUCCAAAGUGUACUGAAGCAGAGAAAGUGAGGCAUCAAGAAUAGGUUUCCUCUCCAAAGGUGUUUUUCUUCAGUACAUGGUCAUUUGAUGAUGUUAAAUGUUUGUACAUGUCCAAUCUGGCCUGGGAACAUCUUGGGAUACCCCAGGAGGAGCUGGAGGGCGUUGCUGGGGAGAGGGACAUCUGGAGUGCCCUACUUCGCUUGCUGCCACUGCGACCCGACCCCGGAGAAGCGGCUGAUGAUGAGAUGAGAUGAUUUUUUUUUU